Caenorhabditis elegans is the source of this 1503-nucleotide messenger RNA. RefSeq names its product Zinc finger protein ztf-2 (gene ztf-2). The record is from RefSeq and is marked reviewed. NCBI's taxonomy places the organism in Eukaryota, Metazoa, Nematoda, Chromadorea, Rhabditida, Rhabditidae.
AUGAAUUGUGAAUCGUUGCUCACUGCCCUUGACGUAUCCACUCUACUCUCAACUCUUUCCUCACCUGAAAAAGAACAUCGUCGUAAAAGACGACGUGGUGAAGUAGCCAAUCCAUCAAACACUCUUGAUGCUCUUGUUGCUCGCAAAGCCGACGAUCAACCAUUUGAAAAGAGAUAUCUAAGUGAACAAGAAGCAAUUGAAGGACCAGAUGAUGAGAUUGAAAUGAAAAAAAUGGAAUUGGAUCCUGAUGUAUCUACACGCACCUGCUCUACCUGUGGUUACCAAGGAAAAUGGGUGUCUGAGAUGAUUCGUCAUAAGAGAGUUCAUACCAGUGAAAGACCAUUCAAGUGUCGUUAUUGCUCCAGAACCAGCAAGUGGAAGGCUGACCUUAUUCGACAUGUUGCAAAAACUCAUGGAAUCCGUGUUGUCUCCAAAUACAGCCGUUCGAAAGUCUUCGAUGCCACCAACAGUUCAAUGGAUUCUUCGUGUUCUUCAGACUCUGAUCGAUGCAUAAUUUCUGAAAAGAGAACAGUGUUCUAUCGUUGCCAAUUGUGCUCAUUUGAAGAUGAAAGAGUAUCUGUAUUGAACAGUCAUGUAAGCCAUCUUCACAACACCUCCCCAUGUGUUUGUCGAUGUGGCGCUAAAUUUGAAGAUGUCCAAGGAGCACUUGCUCAUUCCAAUGGUCCAUGCUCCCAUGUUGAUAUGAUUUACAACGUUAUGCCAACUUAUGAGAAAGCAUCUCCAUUAUCCCCGUGCAGAAGCGAAUCCUCAUCAGACAGCGGAAUUCAGACAGAUCCUGAAGAAGAAGCAUCGAUUAUUACAUCAUCCCUACCAACUCCUCAACUUGGAUCAUCACCUCUUCUGUUGUCACCAACACUUCCAGUCACUCCAUCUUUCCUUCCAGACAUUCAAUCAGCUCUGCUGAGCCUUCAGCCAAAUCCAUUAAUGUCAUUAUACUUGGCAUCUCUCCUACAAUCUUCCUUGUUGAAUAGUCCAACUAUUCCAACAUCUUUUCCACAAAUCAUCCCAACUACGAUACUUACACCUUCUCAACAAGAUGAGAUGGUUGACGUUGAGAUGUAAUUCUUAAGAUCUUGAAUCCAUAAUCUCAAAAUUUAUAAUUAAAACAAUUUAUCACUUCUUUACUUGAAUAUCUCAGGUUCAUAUACUCGAACCAAUAUAUUUUCUGUUCUACUUAGCCAAUCACGCACACAAACCCCAAAAAAACCCCAAAUCUUAGGUAUCUACUCACAUACGAAUCUCGUCUCAACUCUCAGCUUCCUGGUGAAUUCAUAUUUUCUUUGCUAAUUUUAUUUUCCUUAUCUGUUUCUACUAUACGAGUCAUGUUUCUAUCACACAUCCCUCCAUAUUUCUCUAUCACAUUUUUCACCGAUUUCUCUUUUUUUCGGGAUUGUUCUUAUUUAUAUCGUUACGAAUAUUUGGAAAUAUACGCUUGUUUAAAAAAGUAUUAUCACCACUGCAUAAACUCAUAUUUUAAGCGAU